AUGGGCGACGUGAAUAAUGAUGCAAGACAUUCGCAACAAGGAUUAACCAAUAACCAAAAUGUUGCUAGUCGUGAGCAAACGACACGUAGUAAUACAGGAUCAAUCGGUGCUAAUAUGCAAUCGCCAACGAUGAAUAGAUCAUUAUUUAAUAUUGAAUUAACAUAUAUUUUUGAUUUUUAUAAUAUAAUAAAACAUUCUUUAGAUGAUAUCAAUCAAAACAUAUAUGGUUCCAACUUAAGUGUUACUAAUAAAGAAACAACAACUUUAGAAAUAUUGAACUAUAAAAGCAAAGGAAUAAAUGAUGAUGAUGAUGAUGAUAAAUAUGCAGUUGAAGAGGCAGAAUUUGAUUCCAAUACAGAAGAUUUGUCAAAUAUCGACCAGAGAAUAUAUCCACGAGAAAUUUUAACAGAUCAGGAUGAUCCUUCAUUAUAUCCAUCCAGUGGAGCUUCUAAUCUCAAUGAUGAGGCAAAUGGUACUCAUACAGAUAGUGUCUAUUUACAUCAAUGUAUUAGAAGACGACCAUCUGAAGAUUGUCAUUUUCCUGAUGCGAGAUUCACAUUUUUUCCUGAUAAAAAGCAAGAAGAUGUUAUCAAGAUUCUUUUAAAAGCUCAAGCCGAAAUGGAUAAGAUUUGGUCAAAUAUAGAUAAAAGAUAUACAAAAAUAACGAUAACACCAAAAAUACGACCACAAAUGAUUAGAGAGUUCAAGAGAGAAUAUGAUUCGUAUUUAUCUAAAGAAUAUCCUACACAAGUAAAAUCGGUGAAAGAUGCACUAUUAAUAUUAAGAAAAUCAUCAUUCGGUAUACUUAUUCUCAACACAAAAAAUCAGAUAUUGGCAGUACAAAAUUAUCAAGGAACUUGGAGUGCUCCGAAAGGUCAUCCAAAAUAUAAAGAUGAUGGUACAUUAGAAAUUCCAUCAGAAACAGUAUCGCGAGAAUCAUGUGAAGAGCUCUUAAUUACAUGUAAGAGAAAUAAACGUAAAUUAACAAUUAAUAAAGAUAAUCUGGAUCAUUUUUUUGGUUUAAACAAUGAUAACUUUCUCGAAUGCCGUUUUAAUGAUAGACCAGGCACUAAUGAUGGAUUACGACAAAUCGGUCUUUUUGUUGUCCGUGUCGAUGAAACGAAAUGGACGUUUAGUUUAAAGGAUAACAAAGAGAAUAGGGCUUGUGAAUGGUUAAAUAUUGCUGAUAUUGUUCGUAAUAAGCCCGAAGUUGGACGCGACAUAUACUAUACGUUACGUCCGUUCGCUCAAUAUUUAAAAGACAAUCCAAUGCCUUAA
This is a messenger RNA of Adineta steineri, 1278 nucleotides long. NCBI's taxonomy places the organism in Eukaryota, Metazoa, Rotifera, Eurotatoria, Adinetida, Adinetidae. The record is from the annotation of a GenBank genome assembly.